This is a messenger RNA of Epinephelus fuscoguttatus (brown-marbled grouper), 8765 nucleotides long. It is a transcript of the gene dip2ba, whose product is annotated as disco-interacting protein 2 homolog Ba. Bases 174 to 4913 code for a protein of 1579 amino acids. The record is from RefSeq and is a predicted model, not a curated record. The transcript has 38 exons. NCBI's taxonomy places the organism in Eukaryota, Metazoa, Chordata, Actinopteri, Perciformes, Serranidae.
UGAGUUUUUCCCAUUAUGGCGGAGGGGCCAGCCGUGCGGAUGGACUGUCUCUCCCACUCUGAUGCUUGUUUUGUGUCUUGAGGGAGGACGUUUUAUUUUUAUUUUUUUAACACGUACCCGCGACGGCCCGGCUCCUUUUCAACCAGACAGCACUCGUGUUUAUCGGCGAAGUCAUGGCAGACCGCGGCGUGGAUUUGUCCGCCCUGCCAAAAGAGGUUAGAGACCAAUUGGCGGAGUUGGAUCUGGAGCUGUCUGAAGGUGACAUCACGCAGAAGGGCUAUGAGAAGAAGAGAGCCAAGCUGCUGGCCUCCUACAUCCCCCGUUUGCCAAAUGUGGAUCUGUCUUUGCCAGAUGUACAGCUUUCCCCGGGUCACAGUGCCGACCCCAGCCCGAGUCCUGAGGCUCCAGGCCCCUCCACAUCUUCAGCCUCCAGACACCACCGCGCACACCGCAGUGGAGGGGCCAGGGACGAGCGCUACAGAUCAGACAUCCACACAGAGGCUGUUCAGGCAGCACUGGCCAAACACAAAGAGGAGAAGAUGGCACUGCCCAUGCCAACCAAGAGACGCUCAGCCUUUGUCCAGUCUCCCAUAGAUACCUGCACACCCCCAGACACAUCUUCUGCAUCAGAGGAUGAGGGCUCACUGCGCAGAAAGGCAGCUCUCAGUGCAGUGUUAGCCCAGAGCCUGCAGAGCCCUGAUUACUGGAUCAACCGUUCCGUCCAAAGCUCCUCCACGUCCUCGUCUGCUUCCUCCACCCUCUCCCAUGGAGAGCCCAAAACCCAGCCACAGCCCCAGCUACAACCUGCAGCUUCUCUGUUGGCAGAUGUACUGGCCCACACACGCAUAGAAAACAGCGUCCCCCCAGAUGUGACGUCCUCCACUCCCCAGGAGAGAGGGUCAAGGGUGGACCUGCCUCCGGCGGUCAGAGGCAUGAGCCGUGGACAGAGCCGCUCCAGCAUGCUGGAUACUGCCGACGGCGUGCCUGUCAGUAGCAGGGUGUCCACUAAGAUCCAGCAGCUGUUGAACACACUUAAACGGCCGAAGAGACCCCCACUCAGCGAAUUCUUCCUCGAUGACUCUGAGGAAAUUGUAGAAGUGCCCCAGCCAGACCCCAACACCCCAAAGCCAGAGGGACGUCAGAUCAUCCCAGUGAAGGGGGAGCCCCUCGGCGUGGUCAGUAACUGGCCUCCUGCCCUACAGGCUGCUCUGGCCCGCUGGGGGGCCACCCAGGCCAAGAGCCCUGCCCUCACUGCUCUGGACAUCACCGGCAAACCCCUUUACACACUCACAUAUGGAAAACUAUGGAGUCGCAGUCUGAAACUGGCUUACACACUGCUGAAUAAACUGGGCACCAAGACAGACCCUGUCCUACAACCUGGAGAUCGGGUGGCACUGGUGUAUCCAAACAGCGACCCUGGUAUGUUCUGGGUGGCUUUCUAUGGCUGCCUGCUGGCUGAGGUCAUCCCUGUGCCCAUUGAGGUACCACUGUCACGACAGGAUGCAGGCAGCCAGCAGAUUGGCUUCCUAUUGGGCAGCUGUGGUGUUAGUCUGGCACUGACCAGUGAGGUAUGUCUCAAAGGGCUGCCCAAGACACCAAAUGGAGAGAUCAUCCAGUUCAAAGGAUGGCCGAGGAUGAAAUGGGUAGUGACAGACACCAAGUAUCUGACCAAACCAUCCAAAGACUGGCAGCCUCACAUCCCCACCGCCAACACAGACACCGCCUACAUAGAGUACAAAGCCAGUAAGGAGGGGACGGUGAUGGGAGUUGCUGUGUCCAAGAUCUCCAUGCUGACCCACUGUCAGGCCCUGACGCAGGCCUGCAACUACUGUGAAGGAGAGACACUGGUCAAUGUGUUGGACUGCAAGAAGGAUAUGGGCUUGUGGCAUGGUGUCUUAACGAGUGUAAUGAACAGAAUCCACACCAUCACAGUGCCGUACGCUGUCAUGAAAGCAUGUCCCAUGUCGUGGGUGCAGAGGGUCCACAUUCACAAAGCACGUGUGGCCUUGGUGAAGUGCCGUGACCUCCACUGGGCCAUGAUGGCCCACAAAGACCAGAAGGACACCAACCUGUCCUCCAUACGUAUGCUCAUUGUGGCUGAUGGAGCAAACCCAUGGUCGGUGUCGUCGUGUGAUGCCUUCCUGAAUGUGUUCCAGUCUCAUGGUCUGAAGCCGGAGGUGAUCUGUCCGUGUGCCACCUCUCCCGAGGCCCUGACUGUGGCCAUACGCAGGCCUGGUGCACGAGGAGCUCCACUACCAGCCAGAGCCAUCCUGUCGAUGGGCGGGCUGAGCCACGGGGUGAUCAGGGUGAACACAGAGGACAAGAACUCUGCUCUCACAGUUCAGGAUGUGGGCCACAUCAUGCCUGGAGCUCUGAUGUGCAUUGUAAAACCGGACGGGCCUCCUCAGCUGUGCAAGACAGAUGAAAUAGGAGAGAUUGUGAUCAACUCUCGGGCUGGAGGCACCAUGUACUAUGGCCUGCCUGGUGUCACUAAGAACACAUUUGAGGUGAUCCCUGUCAACCAAGCUGGAGCACCCAUAGGAGAAAUUCCCUUCACUCGGACUGGUCUGCUUGGAUUUGUAGGACCAGGCAGUCUGGUGUUUGUUGUGGGGAAGAUUGAAGGGCUGCUGAUGGUGAGCGGGCGGCGCCACAACGCUGACGACCUGGUGGCCACCGCGCUGGCAGUGGAGCCUGUCAAAACAGUUUACAGGGGGAGGAUCGCUGUGUUCUCAGUGACGGUGUUUUAUGAUGAGAGGAUAGUGAUUGUGGCAGAGCAGAGGCCUGACGCCAGUGAGGAGGACAGCUUCCAGUGGAUGAGUCGAGUGCUGCAGGCCAUUGACAGUAUCCACCAGGUCGGCCUGUACUGCCUCGCACUCGUCCCAGCCAACACCCUCCCAAAGACGCCCCUCGGAGGCAUCCACAUCUGUGAAACGAAGCAGAACUUCCUGGAGGGAAACCUGCACCCCUGUAAUAUCCUCAUGUGCCCGCACACCUGUGUCACCAACAUGCCCAAGCCACGCCAGAAACAGCCAGUGGAUGUCGGCCCAGCUUCGAUGCUGGUCGGGAACUUGGUGGCAGGGAAGCGGAUUGCCCAGGCUACAGGCAGAGAGCUGGGUGUGGUGGAGGACCAGGACCUGAUCAGAAAGCACCAGUUUCUGUCUGAAGCUCUGCAGUUCAGAGCUCAAACUGACCCGGACCAUGUCCUGUAUGUGCUGCUCAAUGCCAAGGGGGUGGCAGUGUGCACAGCCACUUGUGCUCAGCUGCACAAGAGAGCAGAGAAAAUCACAGCGACCCUCAUGGAGAGAGGAGGCCUCAACACAGGAGACAAUGUGGUGCUGCUUUAUCCCCCAGGUGUUGACCUGAUAGCUGCCUUCUACGGCUGUCUCUAUGCGGGGGUCAUCCCUGUGACGGUGAGGCCGCCUCACCCACAGAACCUGGCCGCUACUCUCCCCACUGUCCGCAUGAUCAUCGAUGUGAGCAAAGCAGCCUGCAUCCUCACCACUCAGCCUCUCAUGAGGAUCCUCAGGUCCAGGGAGGCUGCUGCCAGCGUCAACAUCAAGACAUGGCCCACUAUCAUCGACACAGAUGAUCUCCCCAGAAAGCGGCCUCCACACAUUUAUAAACCCCCUACAGCUGAGAUGCUGGCCUACCUGGACUUCAGUGUGUCCACAACAGGCAUGUUGACUGGAGUCAAGAUGUCUCAUGCUGCAGUCAGCACUCUGUGCCGCUCCAUUAAGCUGCAGUGUGAGCUCUACUCCUCACGCCAAAUAGCCAUCUGCCUGGACCCGUACUGUGGCCUGGGCUUCGUCCUGUGGUGCCUCUCCAGUGUUUACUCAGGUCACCAGUCCAUCCUUAUUCCUCCACUGGAGCUGGAGAGCUCGCUGCCUGUGUGGCUGAGCACGCUCAGUCAGUACAAGAUCAGAGACACCUUCUGCUCCUACUCUGUCAUGGAGCUCUGCACCAAAGGCCUGGGCACCCAGACAGAGAUACUGAAGGCGCGGGGUCUGAAUCUGUCGUGCGUGCGGAGCUGUGUGGUGAUAGCAGAGGAGCGUCCUCGCCUCUCUCUCACGCAGUCCUUCUCCAAGCUCUUCAAAGAUCUUGGCCUGUCGCCGCGCGCCGUCAGCACUGCCUUUGGCUCCAGGGUGAACCUGGCCAUCUGUAUGCAGGGCACUUCUGGACCAGAUCCCUCCACCGUCUAUGUUGACAUGAAGUCUCUGCGUCACGACAGGGUGAGGCUGGUGGAACGAGGAGCGCCACAGAGUCUUCCUCUCAUGGAGUCCGGCACUAUCCUACCAGGAGUAAGGGUCAUCAUAGUCAACCCGGAGACCAGAGGCCCGCUGGGAGAUUCACAUCUUGGGGAGAUCUGGGUGAACAGCCCUCACAGUGCCAGUGGCUACUACACCAUCUAUGGGGAGGAGAGCCUGCAGGCGGAUCAUUUCAACACCAGACUCAGCUUUGGGGAGCCUCACACACUGUGGGCCAGGACGGGCUACCUGGGCUUCAUCAAGAGGACUGAGCUGCUGGAUGCGAGCGGAGAUCGUCAUGAUGCUUUGUUUGUGGUGGGCUCUCUUGAUGAAACGUUGGAGUUAAGGGGGCUACGCUAUCACCCCAUCGACAUCGAGACGUCUGUGUCCCGAGCACACCGCUGCAUCGCAGAAAGUGCUGUGUUUACAUGGACCAACCUGCUGGUGGUGGUGGCAGAGCUGAGCGGCUCGGAGCAAGAGGCCUUGGACCUGGUGCCCCUCGUCACCAACGUGGUCCUGGAGGAGCACCACCUCAUUGUUGGGGUGGUGGUCAUCGUGGACCCCGGGGUGAUCCCCAUCAACUCCAGAGGAGAGAAGCAGCGGAUGCACCUGCGAGACUCCUUCCUGGCAGACCAACUGGACCCCAUCUACGUGGCCUACAACAUGUGAUUCACCAACUGAUGAAAAUGCAGAAAACUGAGCCAGGCUCUGAGAACAGACGUGAGGGAGAAGAACUUUGGGGUGCGUUCAGUAGCAGCCCCGAUGUUAAACCUCAGACACACAUUCAGAACACCAAACAGUGUGGGAAUGAGUACAGUUCCAGUAACGAGAACGUGCUUCCCUCUCAGAAAACAGUUCCUUCUUUGCUUCCACCUGCUCAACCGCUGCAGUCCAGGCUCACUGAGAUCUACUGAGGGGGAAGGAUAUUCUCUCUCCUCUUGAUAGUAGAUUCCCCCUGUCAAAUGGAGGAAACUUUAUCCUCUCCUUGCAUCCCACUUCUCCCUCAUGGCUUUCAAUUCAUGUUUUUUUAAAGACAUUUUUAAUAACAUGCUCUCAUCAAAGACAGAAAUCCUCCCCUCCUUUCAUUCCUUGGUUUUUAUCCUGACCCAUUCAUCCUUGUGUGCUUCUUCUUUUUUUUUUUUUUUUUAAUAACCCCCUCGCUUCUUGAAGGCAGGAUGGCACACUGGAACUGCUGAGAGGAGCUGGAACUUUCACCCUCAUGCACUUUAAGUCCUCGCACCUCUGAGUCCACUUCCUGUCUCACCUGCCUCAAGGAGACACCCCCUCCAUGUUUGCUGCUUUCACCAGAGCAAAUCCACAUCAGUAUUAAAAAGUGCCACCAGCGAGUGCAGCCCUACGGGGGCGUUCCUGACAAAUUACCUUCCUCUACCAGGUGCACUGUGGCUUUCACCUCCCAUCACAGUCUGGAUUUGCCAGCAGACGUGCUGUCGGCAUUCACGCAUUACAAACUGUCCUAAAAAAAAUACACUUGAAUUAUUUGUUGGUGUGGGAAAAGAAAGACUCGCUUCAUAAAUAUACAAACCUGGAUGUUAAAGGUGAUCUUUGAUGGGCAAAUUCGGCCUGUUAGAUAGUUCUUAUGAUUGUGAAGUACUAAUAUGUUUUUUAAAAAGCACCAAUUUUCAGAGGAUGAGUUGAAACUAUACCUGGUGUUUAGGUGUGCAUGGUUAUUUAGAAUGCAAUCAGUGUCAACAUGCAGGCCAAAAAAACAAAAACUGUGACAAGCCAUGGAGUCACACAGCAGUGGACUGGUUGAUUAGACGGUCAGCAGUGUAUCGCUCAGUCUUCAUUAGAAGGUGGAGUAUCACGGACUCCAGACAGACUCCAUCUGCUGAGUAAGGUGACCUUGAGUUGAGAUUUUUUUGGUGAAAGGCUGGACAGGAUAGUUCACCAGUUUCCUGCUUAGCUUAACUGAAGCGAGCCGCUAGCUUUCAGUUGUGUGUAGUUUCCCACGUUAAAGAAAAAAGCAUUUUUCACUUAAAGGUUCAGUGUGUAUGAUUUAGGAGGAUAUAUCGGCAGAAAUGGAAUCUGAUAUUCAUAACUGUUUUCAUUAGUGUGUAAUCACAUGAGACUAAGAACUAUUGUGUCUUUGUUACCUUAGAAUGAGCCGUUUAUAGCUACAUAGGGAGCGGGAUUUGGCCACCACAUUAGGCAGCCAUGUUUCUACAGUAGUCCUUAAGGUACAAACCUGGCUCUGGAGAAGAGGGUCUUUCUUGUUCUUACGUCACCUGAAAGCCACCAUAGGUGCUCCUCAAGCGGCAACUUCCGAGGCUAGCAAACGUGGAAGUGGCAUAAACUGCAGUUCCCCGACUGGCCACUUGAGGUUGGCUCUAAGAGUGAGUCAGUAAACCCCCAAGUUAAAAUGCCCAGCUUUACAGCUGUUAACAGCCUGGUACAAAAAUUGGUUUUAUGUCUACAGCUGAUUCCAACAUGUCUGAAGGCUGUACAGGAGGUGAAUUAGUAUUUACUGUGGCUUACAGUUAUGCGUAAUUAAAGGUGGGGCCAGACCCACCCCUCGCUCCUCCACAGCUACACCCUAUCAUCCAAAUAUGGUCACUUCUGGCUCCCAGAAUCCAAGAUGGCAGCGGCCAAAAUGCCAGACUUGAGGCUCCAGGAUGGUAUUCCACAAAUGUUACAACCUGCAACAUAACCGCUAGAUGCCACUAAAUCCUACACGUUGGUCCUUUAACGUUAGCGUCACAGCCGAAUAGAUAAACGUAGAUCUUCAGAAGGCAAGUCAGUGCCUUUUUAUUGCACCAUUGUGACAUUUUUGAUUACGGACUGUUGAAUUUCUAAAAAAUAAGAUAUCAAGACAGAGGACAGAACUUUGCCUUACUAAACCUGUGGAACUUCAGUAAUCUUUAUGUUUAAUCCCUCAUUUCUAGCUGUACUUUAGCGUAUUUAUUUCCACAUUUUUCACGUGGAAUCGGACGCCAGUUUAUAACGCAAAACACACUCAUAUCACAUUUUGUAGAGGAAGGGGGGUGUCUUGGUCUUUUCAUGAAGCCGUUUGCAGUCAUGCCUUUCUCAUUUCAUCAUUACCAUUUAAACCAAUUCUUUCUGAAUGUCUGUAACACUGAAAAAAAAAAUUAGGAAAGAGCAACAAUCAGUAAUCAACCCGUGAUUUAAAAAUGCUAAAAAUCCUCCUUUAUAAAAGAAAUGGAGGCAAUAAAUGAGGGUAAGGAUGUUGUGUGUAAACUGUAUUUUAGAGGUCAAAUACUGUAUUACUGGUGUUAAUGUGUACAUGGAUAUGAACUUUGUCGAUAAAAACUUGACUGAUCUUUCAUACUUGACAGCAUUUUUCUGCAUUGUUAAUUUAAUGGUAUCACAUUGCAAAAGAGAAAAAGGUUUCAGAUUAUUUUGGCAGGAACGAUGUGCACUUUCCCAAUAUCAUUUUAUUUGUGUGUGUGUGUGUGUGUGUGUGUGUGUGUGUGAGGGAGUGUGUGAGUGCGUGUGACCAGUUCAACAGUGAUAUUUGGCUUUUUCUGGUGCAACAAGGUUUGACUUUUGUAAGAAAAUGAUCCCAGAAUAUUGAAAUUUUUUUUUUAUUUGUUUUCUUUUUUAUGUCGCCACCACUGUAUUUUAAUUCUUUCCAUCCAUGAUUGGAAUCAGACAUGUUUUUUUAGGGAUUUCAUCCAUAUUUUCUUCAUAUAAUCAUCCUUUAAAUCUGCACAACUUCUGCAAACAGCUGGUUUUCCUUUAGGAGCAGCUUGACAUACAGCACAACACGUCAAUAAACCACUCUCCGUUCAGUGACGGACACCGAUGACAUGUAUGCGAGCCAGUAUCUGGGGCACGUUAGAGUUACUCAUGAAUAACAAAGUGAAGCUUCUGAGCUGCUGUGUGAUAAUUGCUUUGUUGCUACUGUUUCACUCCAACAAGUUUUAAUAAAGUUUUAUAAUGUCAUGCUGGCCGUCAAGCCUUUUCAAUAGACAUUGGUGCUAUUCAAUAAGGGAAAGUUGACAGACUUUUGUCCUCCAAUGUCGUGACAAAGAAGGUUUUUUCCUGGAUGCCCUUUUUUGUGUGAAAAUAAGUCAUUCUUUUUCCAUGCCAACAUUUCACUCACUGCUCAGUUCUGAAGUUGUUCGUCAUCACCGGAUUUCAUCGGCUCCGAGACCCGAUGAAAACCUUCUCAACAUGGACAAUGCCAAUUGACACAUCCACCAUUUCCAUUUUAAUAUUUAUUUCAGUUUUCAAGUUGUCAUGUUGUGAGGAAUGGCGUGCAUAUCAAACCUCCAAAGUUAUUCUAAGCACAAAAUGUCAAUGUACAUGUGAGGUAAUGAAAUUAGGAUCUUUCACACAAAAACAAAAGCAAACUCAAGGGCCCACAAUGUAUACCUCAACGACUGUCUGUUCACUAUGCAUCGUCGAGCUGCAGCAAAGACAUUCUGAACUAGUCAAUGGUGCGAUAACUUCUAACAACAUGUCUUACUUGACAAAAAACACUGUCACACUGUCAUUGGAUGUGUUUCAUGUUAAAUAAAAAAAAAUCCUUUGUCAGAA